GAGUCAGUGCUGCCAACCACACGGCGCGAUCACGAGAUACAUCUCCCUUAUCAUCAGCUGAUGCCAGGUGAAAAUAUCGAACGCACGACCGCGGCCAGUCGGAACAUUUUAUUUGGGGGACCUUGCGCACCUAAUCUAAUAAAAGGGGGGACAUAACCAAGCAACAAGAUGGGGGCCAUGUUCCGAAGCGAGGAGAUGGCUUUGUGCCAGCUCUUCAUUCAGCCUGAGGCGGCUUACACCUCCGUCUCAGAGCUUGGUGAAGCUGGUAGCGUCCAGUUCAGAGAUUUAAAUCCUGACGUAAAUGCGUUCCAAAGGAAAUUCGUCAACGAGGUCCGUCGUUGCGAUGAGAUGGAACGCAAACUGCGCUACAUCGAGGCCGAAGUGCACAAGGAUGGAGUGCACGUGCCCGCCGUUAAGGAAGCCCCCAGAGCGCCCAACCCUAGGGAAAUCAUCGAUCUUGAGGCUCACCUAGAGAAGACAGAAAACGAGAUACUAGAGCUGUCUCACAACGCAGUGAACCUCAAGCAAAACUAUUUAGAACUUACAGAGUUGCGACAUGUUCUCGAAAAAACCGAAGCUUUCUUCACCGCCCAGGAAGAGAUCGGCAUGGAUUCGCUGACCAAAUCUUUAAUAUCAGACGAGACAGGCCAGCAGGCGGCGGCGCGCGGGCGGCUCGGGUUCGUGGCGGGCGUGGUGCAGCGCGAGCGCGUGCCCGCGUUCGAGCGCAUGCUGUGGCGCAUCUCGCGCGGAAACGUCUUCCUGCGCCGCGCUGAGCUCGACAAACCGCUCGAGGAUCCUGCCACGGGUAACGAAAUCUACAAAACCGUGUUCGUGGCGUUCUUCCAAGGCGAGCAGUUAAAAUCGCGCAUAAAGAAGGUGUGCGCUGGAUUCCACGCGUCGCUGUACCCGUGCCCACCCUCCAAUGGCGAGAGACAAGACAUGGUCAAAGGCGUCCGCACCAGGCUUGAAGAUCUUAACAUGGUGUUGAACCAAACCCGCGACCAUAGACAACGCGUGCUGAUGAGCGUGGCCAAGGAGCUCGCCAGCUGGACCAUCAUGGUGCGCAAGAUGAAGGCCAUCUACCACACGCUGAACCUAUUCAAUAUGGACGUCACUAAGAAGUGUCUAAUUGGCGAGUGCUGGGUGCCAACUGCUGAUUUGCCUAAUGUGCAGAAGGCGCUGGCCGAUGGAUCGAACGCAUGCGGCAGUUCAAUCCCAUCAUUCCUGAACUGCAUCGAGACCGAGGAGGAGCCGCCGACCUUUAACCGCACCAACCGUUUCACGCGUGGUUUCCAGAACCUUAUUGAUUCUUACGGUGUCGCCUCCUACCGCGAGUGCAACCCUGCUCUAUACACAAUCAUCACUUUCCCGUUCUUGUUUGCGGUGAUGUUCGGUGACUUGGGCCACGGCUGCAUCAUGGCCCUCUUCGGCGCUUGGAUGGUUAUCAAAGAGACCUCCCUUGCCGCUAAGAAAACCAGCAACGAAAUUUGGAACAUCUUCUUCGCCGGUCGCUACAUCAUACUGCUCAUGGGUUGCUUCUCUAUGUAUACUGGAUUGGUUUACAAUGACAUCUUCUCCAAGUCCAUGAAUAUUUUCGGAUCUUCGUGGUCAAUCCCCUAUGACAACGAGACGAUGGCAAACAAUCUUGCUUUGACACUGGAUCCCAAAGAUUCUUACGGCGAUUAUCCGUAUUUCAUCGGUAUUGAUCCUAUUUGGCAGACUGCUGACAACAAGAUCAUCUUCUUGAACUCUUACAAAAUGAAGCUGUCAAUCAUUUUCGGUGUCAUCCACAUGAUCUUUGGUGUCUGCAUGAGCGUGGUCAACUACAACUUCUUCAAGCGUCGUUACUCCAUCGUCUUGGAAUUCAUCCCUCAAAUCGUUUUCCUGUGUCUCCUUUUCUUGUACAUGGUGUUCAUGAUGUUCUUCAAGUGGGUCGCUUACAGCACUAAGAGCGAAGACCUAGCCUACUCCCAGGGUUGCGCGCCAUCCGUACUGAUUCUGUUCAUCAACAUGAUGUUGUUCUCUAAAAACGAACCUGAGGCUGGCUGCAAAGAGUUCAUGUUCGACAGCCAGGGUCAGAUCCAACGCGUGUUCGUCCUGGUGGCUCUGUGCUGUAUCCCGGUCAUGUUGCUCGGCAAGCCACUGUACCUGCUCACUGUUAGCAAGAAGAAGGACCACGCAAAGCCCGAACAAUCUAACGGCAGCGUGAACCAAGGUAUAGAGAUGCAAGAGCAGACAGAGGUUGAUGGGCAGCCCAAGCCUGAAGCCAAGGCAAGCCACGACCACGAAGAUGAACCUUUCAGCGAGGUGAUGAUCCACCAAGCUAUCCACACCAUCGAAUAUGUGCUCAGUACCAUCUCCCACACCGCCUCCUACCUCCGACUGUGGGCUUUGUCACUAGCUCACGCGGAGUUGUCCGAGGUGUUGUGGAACAUGGUGCUGACGUUCGGUUUGAAGGACCACGACUACAUCGGCGCCAUCAAGCUGUACGUGGCGUUCUGUUUCUGGGCGCUGUUCACGCUCGCCAUCCUCGUUAUGAUGGAGGGUCUCUCCGCCUUCCUGCACACCCUGCGUCUGCACUGGGUGGAGUUCAUGAGCAAAUUCUACGUGGGUCUGGGCUACAUCUUCCAGCCGUUCUGUUUCAAGACGAUCCUCGAACAAGAGGAGAACAAGGACGACUAAACGUCCGUCACUACGUAGUGUAGAUGGAAUAGUACCACUGUUCUACUUUUGAGUAGUUGUCGAUGUCACAACAGAUGCAAAAGAAAUAUAUUUAUGCAUGUUUCAA
Molecule: messenger RNA, 2788 nt
Organism: Manduca sexta (tobacco hornworm)
Lineage: Eukaryota; Metazoa; Arthropoda; Insecta; Lepidoptera; Sphingidae
Gene: Vha100-2
Product: V-type proton ATPase 116 kDa subunit a1
Exons: 15
Coding region: 169-2682 (837 amino acids)
Biological process (GO): proton transmembrane transport; vacuolar acidification
Cellular component (GO): plasma membrane; vacuolar proton-transporting V-type ATPase, V0 domain; vacuolar proton-transporting V-type ATPase complex
Molecular function (GO): proton-transporting ATPase activity, rotational mechanism; ATPase binding
Source: RefSeq, a predicted model, not a curated record